CGUUGCCGGCUCAGUCGCUGUGCGGGAGUGGUCACCGAGGGAUGUGUGGUAUCGUAACCGAGUGUGAUUGAGGAAAAAGACCCGGCGUAGUUUCUCCGCGUAUUACGCCUUUCGCACUUUACCCCCCGGACAAAAAGAAACUAGCAAAAACCGCGAGUCUAGUCAGUUUUCGGACCCCAUCCCGUUGCCGCGUAACCCGACCGGAACACGUCGAUCGUAUAUUUAAGUAUUUAUUGUACAAAAGACUUUAACUAUAGCCAACACAAUGUCCGUGGACAAGGAGGAAUUGGUACAGCGUGCAAAGCUCGCCGAGCAAGCGGAAAGGUACGACGAUAUGGCAGCCGCGAUGAAGGCGGUCACCGAAACGGGAGUCGAGUUGUCGAACGAAGAGAGGAAUCUGCUGUCGGUAGCGUACAAGAAUGUCGUUGGCGCGAGACGUAGCUCGUGGCGAGUAAUCUCUUCCAUCGAGCAAAAGACCGAGGGUUCCGAGCGUAAACAGCAGAUGGCCAAGGAAUACCGGGAAAAGGUUGAAAAGGAGCUGCGCGAGAUCUGUUACGAUGUGUUGGGACUCCUCGAUAAGUACCUGAUCCCCAAGGCUAGCAAUGCCGAGAGUAAAGUAUUCUACCUCAAGAUGAAGGGUGACUACUACAGGUAUCUCGCAGAAGUCGCCACCGGAGAAACCAGAAACGCCGUGGUAGACGACAGCCAGAAGGCAUACCAGGAUGCGUUCGAAAUCAGCAAGUCAAAGAUGCAGCCUACUCAUCCGAUCAGGCUAGGUCUCGCCCUCAACUUCUCCGUUUUCUAUUACGAGAUCCUCAACUCACCAGACAAGGCCUGUCAGCUGGCCAAACAGGCGUUCGAUGACGCGAUCGCGGAAUUGGACACACUAAACGAAGACAGCUACAAAGAUUCCACGCUCAUCAUGCAACUUCUGCGCGACAACCUCACUCUUUGGACCAGUGACACGCAGGGUGAGCAGGACGAACAACAGGAGGGUGGCGACAACUAACCUUCCUAAGCUUAAGUCCUUUCUAACCUAAUAAGAACAUCCUAUUCUCUAUCGUCCCCCCGUCCCUCGAAGUGCUCACCAAUCCAUCCACCCGAGAUCGAUUUAUCCAUUCACCUGUCCUUUCGUCCCUCGCAUACCUCGUUUCCUUCUUCCUUCCGUCUUUCCUUCUACCCCCUUCCAUCAUUUUGCCUCCCUCCUUCCCAACCUACCACUCAUUCCCCCUAUACUUCCUUCCGUUCUCUCUCUUGUCUACCUACCUAUCUACCUAUCUAUCUGCCAACCUAUCUACCAACCUACCCACCUAUCUACCUACCUACCAACUUACCUACCCACCUACCUGUCCAUCUUUCUAUUUCCUUUCCUUCCUUUCUUCCUUCCUUUCACAGUCGCAAGACCAUCGUCCGAGUCCUUUUUCCUUAAUCUCCUCCUCGAAAACUGACCUCUUUGUCCCAGUGCGACCGCACACUGCUGCCGAUGCCACCGCCACAGCUGUUACGCCCUGUUCGAAAUCCUCGAACAGAAGAAUCCCGCGUUCUCGACUGUAUCCUCUCAUGGAGGGACGAAUCGAGGUUGCGUCGCGUUCGCGGUAUAACAGAUAGAGUGAGCGCGCGCACGAAAGAGGGAGAGAGAGAAAGAGAGAAAGAAAGAGUGAGCGAGUGUGAGCCUGAGAGGGAGAGAGUGAGAGAGGGGGGAGAGUGAGAGAGUGUGUGUGAGAAAGAAAGAAAGAAACAGAACGAGAUGAAGCCUUCUACAGCUACUUUCGUAGACGAUGGCGGCGUCGCUAUACGCACGCACGAUCCUCGACGAAAGGAAACGGUCGAGUCGCGAGGACGAUCCAACACCGUUGGCACACGAAAUUUCUCAGAAAGAAAAAAAAGAAAAUGUACCGACUCGUGUUUAUACGGAAGAAUAGGAAGGAGCAAAUUGUGGAUGAACAGAGGAAAGGACAGGAAGAGUAUUGUGUUUCGCAAACUUUGUCUCGUCGUACGACGGUUGUCGAGAAACGUUAACUAGAGUAAUUAGAAAGCGACACCGCAUACGGAGACUAUAUAAACGAGAAACAAAAACAAGGAAAGAUACAAAAAAUUCCGUGAAAAAGGCUAGUCUUUUGGAUACCGCCGUUGGUACGAGACACGGGAUGCGAAGGAUAUAACCACGAAAACACUGUCACUCCCAGAUCUGCUCACUAUUUACCAUCUAAAAUAUCGCUAAAAAGAAAACAGAGGUUCAAGAAGAAACGAAGACAAAGGGAAAAAAAGCACGCAUGAAUCUAACUACAUUAUAUCCAGUUGUCAUUAAAUUAAAUUUCACAUUGUCUAGCAAGUACGAUAUUAUUAUACGAAGGGAAGAACGCAGGAGGAGAAAGGAGAGUAAAAAUACAUUAAGUUAUUAAGUUCCAAAA
Dufourea novaeangliae is the source of this 2411-nucleotide messenger RNA. RefSeq names its product 14-3-3 protein zeta (gene 14-3-3zeta). Gene Ontology annotation, cellular component: cytoplasm. The transcript has 5 exons. NCBI's taxonomy places the organism in Eukaryota, Metazoa, Arthropoda, Insecta, Hymenoptera, Halictidae. The record is from RefSeq and is a predicted model, not a curated record. Gene Ontology annotation, biological process: signal transduction. Bases 266 to 1009 code for a protein of 247 amino acids.